Molecule: messenger RNA, 882 nt
Organism: Lagopus leucura (white-tailed ptarmigan)
Lineage: Eukaryota; Metazoa; Chordata; Aves; Galliformes; Phasianidae
Product: relaxin-3-like
Exons: 2
Coding region: 1-591 (196 amino acids)
Cellular component (GO): extracellular region
Molecular function (GO): hormone activity
Source: RefSeq, a predicted model, not a curated record
AUGGGGGCGAAGCUGCGACUGCUGUGCGCCGCAGCGGCGCUGCUGAGCGCGGCCGUGCCGGGACAGCCCGAAGCGCAGGGUGCGCUGCUCCCCGCGGGCGACGGGGACGGAUACGGGGUGAAGCUGUGCGGCAGGGAGUUCAUCCGUGCCGUCAUCUUCACCUGCGGCGGAUCCCGCUGGAAGCGGCUCUCCAUGCUGGCGACGGAGCCGGUUCCCGCGGUCGAUUCUUCUCAAGCAGCAAGUAACAACCUGUUGGGACACGUCAAGCUGCAGUCAGUUCUGGGUCCUGAGAUGGAACAGAUGCAGAGAAGCAACCCGCUUCUUGGAUUGGAGAAACUGAAGGACUUGUAUGCCUUAAGUGACUAUAAUGAAUACGAGCCUGUGGCAGAUGACUUCAAGGAACUUCUUCGCCAGCUAGAAGAGGCUGCUCCGAGGGACAAGGGGGGAGCAGGAGUUGCAGCCCCUGUAGGACCCAGUAGUUACCCGUGGGCCAGGAAUCCCAGAAGAAAACGGGAGUCUCUGGGUUUGGCAGGAAUGUGUUGCAAGUGGGGCUGUACGAAGGCUGAAAUCAGUACUAUAUGCAGAGUUUAAAAUCCUCUCUGCACUUGUGCAUGAAAUCUAUGUUAGUUGCAGUGCUACUUGAUUGAAUACUGUGCAGAGGGAAGAAACUAUGUAUUUUAUUUUGUCUGUAAGUGCCAGUCUAUUAAUAACAACAUUUUUCUUUAAAAAAAAAAAAAUAAAUAAAAAUCCUCAAGUGUAGCCGUAAUGACUUAGUUUUGCUGCAGUAACUUUAAAUCUCUAUUUUUUUAAGAAGUCUUCACAAUUCAUCUUAAUAUCUGGCUGCUACUCUUAUACUGCAAAUGUAAUUAUCUUUGUAACACA